Molecule: messenger RNA, 1147 nt
Organism: Lolium rigidum
Lineage: Eukaryota; Viridiplantae; Streptophyta; Magnoliopsida; Poales; Poaceae
Product: lichenase-2-like
Exons: 2
Coding region: 92-1096 (334 amino acids)
Biological process (GO): carbohydrate metabolic process
Cellular component (GO): plasma membrane
Molecular function (GO): hydrolase activity, hydrolyzing O-glycosyl compounds
Source: RefSeq, a predicted model, not a curated record
GGAUCGCUUCAGGUUCUCUCGUUGCUUGGUACUGGCGUCGACAGCUGCUGAAUUUUGAAAGAGGAUUGGAGAACUGCAGCUGCUCGAUCCCAUGCUCGACAUGGUGUUGCUCUUCGGAGUCGUCUUCACGUCUAUCCUUGCAAGAGCGGCGUCGGUGGGCGUGUGCUACGGCAUGAGCGCCAACAACCUGCCGCCGGCGAGCACCGUGGUCAGCAUGCUCAAAGACAACGGCUUCAACUCGGUGCGCCUCUACGCGCCGGACAGUGACGCGCUGGCCGCCCUCGGCGGCACCGGCAUCAGCGUCAUCGUCGGCGCGCCCAACUACGUGCUCCCGGACCUGGCCACCAGCGCGUCCGCGGCGGCCGCCUGGGUCCGCGCCAACAUCGAGGCCCAUUCGUCCGUCUCGUUCCGGUACCUCUCCGUCGGCAACGAGGUGGCCGGCAGCGACACACAGUACCUCGUCCCGGCAAUGGAGAACGUCUACGGCGCGCUGGCCGUGGCUGGCCUAGGAAACACCAUAAAGGUCACGACGGCGAUAUCACAGGCCACCAUCGCCGUCCACAUCCCGCCGUCUUCGGGCGACUUCGCCGACGGGGACAAACCGUUCCUGCUCCCCGUUUUACAGUUCCUGCAGCGCACCGGCGCGCCGCUUCUCGCCAACCUGUACCCGUACUUCGUGUAUACGUACAGCGCGCCGGGCACCAUGGACAUCAGCUUCCCUCUGUUCACGGCGGCGGGAACGGUGGUGCAGGACGGGGAGUAUGGAUACCAGAACAUGUUCGAUGCGUCGGUGGACGCCGUGCACGCGGCGGUGGACAGGCUGCUCGGGGCAAGUGGCAGCGUGGGGGUGGUGGUAUCAGAGACCGGGUGGCCGUCGGCGGGUGGCGAGGCGGCGUCGGUAGAGAAUGCUAGGACGUACAACCAAAACCUGGUGAGCCACGUCGGGAAGGGCACGCCCAGGCGGCCGUGGAAGGUGGAGACGUACCUGUUCUCCAUGUUCAACGAGAAUCUCAAGGAGGCAGGCGUGGAGCAGAACUGGGGGCUCUUCUACCCCAGCACCGAUAGGGUUUACCCCAUCAACUACGGCACCAAGUGACCUGGUCGUCGUCGAUUCAUGUGCGUGGCCGUGGUGAUAGAAGUGUACACU